AUGGAUGUAUGGAAGCAGCGAGACGCGCUACUGGACCGGAUCAUCCCCUUUCGUGGACAAAGGCCGAUCUGUCUCGAGUUUCGUUCAUCCAAGGUGUUCAUCUUGUUCGCGGUGUGCUGGUCGGUUUUCACUGAUAUCUUUCUUUACGGUGUCAUCGUGCCUGUCGUCCCAUUCGCACUCCAAGACAGAGUGCAUGUGUCUCACCAGGACACUCAGCACUGGGUUUCGGUGCUUCUGGCCGUAUAUGCCGCUGCACUACUAUUCUUCGCCCCUAUCUUUGGAUGGGUAGCCGACCGUACACACUCUCGGAGGACUCCCUUGCUUCUCGGACUGAUCGUCCUGGCCGGCUCGACUCUCAUGUUAUGUCUGGGCAGGACGAUUCCGAUUCUUGUGGUUGGCCGGCUGUUGCAGGGAGCGUCAGCCUCGGUCGUGUGGACGGUUGCCCUGGCACUCUUGGCCGACACUGUCAAGGAGGAGGAAGCCGGUCAGGCCAUCGGCUAUGUUAGCAUGGCUACCUCUUUGGGCGUCCUGGUGGCUCCUUUGAUCGGAGGUGUUGUGUACCAGCGGGCGGGAUACUAUGCCGUGUUUGGGGUCACUUUUGCCAUUAUCGGCUUCGACAUUCUACUGAGAUUGGCUUUGAUCGAGAAGAAGAUUGCCGCAAAAUGGUUGGAGCCCGAAUCGCCUGCUCGCCGGUCAUCCCAGGCCACCCAAGGAACAGGGACUGAUGUCCCACUGGAGAAUCGGGCACAAGCCACAGAUUCGACCGCUGUGGGAGAGAAAGAGGAGACCUCGCGUGCGGCUGCUGCGGAAGAAAACUCUGGUCCCCGCAGAAAGAAACGAAAGUUGCCGCCUCUACUGAUUCUUCUGAAAUCCCGCCGCAUUCUCGCCGCCUUCUGGGGCAAUCUCGUGGGGUCAAUGACUUUCACCGCCAUCGACACCACCCUCCCGCUGUAUGUCAACCAGAUAUUCGGAUGGGACGCUCUGGGUGCAGGAUUGGUCUUCAUCGCACUGCUUGCUCCGAGCUUCGCCGGUCCUAUCAUAGGAGUUUGGACCGACAAAUACGGACCACGCUGGAUCGCCGCAUCGGGUCUGUUGCUCUGUGUGCCUUUUUGGGUCUUGCUUCGGUUGGUCGAUCAUGAUACGACAGGCCAGGCCGUGUUGCUUUGCGCGCUCCUGGUCCUACUUGGGAGUGCAACUGCUCUUCUGCUGACUUCUUUGAUGGCCGAAUUCAGCAAGGUGUGUGACGCCAAAGUGCGCCAGGACCCUGACCUGUUCGCUGGCAAGUCGGCAUAUGGUCAAAGCUAUGGCAUCUUCAACGUCGCGUGGGCGGGUGGUAGUUUGAUCGGCCCGCUGGUUUCGGGUGCCGUCCGGUCGGCAGCGGGGUGGAAGACCAUGACCUGGACGAUGGCAAUCUGGUGUGCUGUAGGCAUUCCACCGAUCAUCCUGUAUUCAGGCGGGAUGAUCACGAAGAGGAAGAGACAGCCUAACCACGUCGACAAUGGCAAUCAAGGUGGAGUGCUGGAGGUGGUGAGUGCUUAG
Messenger RNA from Exophiala dermatitidis NIH/UT8656, 1539 nucleotides. Its product is annotated as MFS transporter, DHA1 family, tetracycline resistance protein. The record is from RefSeq and is a predicted model, not a curated record. Gene Ontology annotation, biological process: transmembrane transport. Gene Ontology annotation, molecular function: transmembrane transporter activity. The coding region runs from base 1 to 1539 and encodes 512 amino acids. The transcript has 2 exons. NCBI's taxonomy places the organism in Eukaryota, Fungi, Ascomycota, Eurotiomycetes, Chaetothyriales, Herpotrichiellaceae.